Cucurbita pepo subsp. pepo (vegetable marrow) is the source of this 2109-nucleotide messenger RNA. RefSeq lists its product as uncharacterized. NCBI's taxonomy places the organism in Eukaryota, Viridiplantae, Streptophyta, Magnoliopsida, Cucurbitales, Cucurbitaceae. Gene Ontology annotation, molecular function: protein binding. The record is from RefSeq and is a predicted model, not a curated record.
GCUAGUUUGACGAGUAGGAUCGAGCAGAACUCGGAGAGUCUGAUCCAGCAAAAACUUGAGUGUUUUCAUGGGUGUUCAUAAAGAGGGAACGAUAGCAAGCAAAAAUCUUUCUCAAGCAUCACCAAAAAUGGAAUCAUAUCUCCACAAGAACCAAGUAAAGUUAGUUUCAACUCCAGUUGAUUCGCAAGUUCAAUCCCAUUGUCUUCUCUGUUUGAGUAACAAAAGUUGCCGAAUAGUACGUUCAAGAACGAAGCUAAUGAACAUCUUGGUUGAAAAGGGGAAACCUCAAGAAGCUCAAUUCAUUUUCGAUAGUUUAGUUGAACAAGGACACAGGCCAACUACUGUGACAUACACAGCUCUUGUAGCUGCUUUGACUCGGCAGAAGCAUUUCAAGGCCAUUUCCAGACUUCUUUCGGAAAUCGAAAAAAAUGGCAUUAAACCUGAUUCCAUACUCUUCAAUGCCAUAAUCAAUGCCUUUUCUGAAUCUGGCAAUUUAGAAGAGGCCAUGGAAACUUUUCAGAAAAUGAAGGAAAGUGGAUGUAAGCCAACAACUAGCACUUUUAAUACACUCAUCAAAGGCUACGGACUUGCUCGUAAACCCGAAGAAUCUAUGAAGUUAUUAGAGUUGAUGAUGAGGACAACGAAUCUGAAACCCAAUAACCGGACUUAUAAUAUCCUUGUUGGAGCUUGGUGUAAGAAGAACAAUAUAAAGGAGGCAUGGAAUGUAGUGCAGAAGAUGAUCGCAUCUGGAGUUCAACCUGAUGUUGUCACAUAUAAUACACUGGCAAAGGCAUAUGCUCAGGAUGGGAAGACUAGCGAGGCAGAAAGUAUAAUAGAGGAGAUGCAUCACAACAAGGUAAAUCCCAACGAGAGAACGUGUGGAAUAAUUGUAAGUGGUUAUUGCGAACAGGGGAACUUGGUCGAGGCUCUGAGGGUCGUGUAUCGAAUGAAGGAUCUCAGUAUACGCCCAAACCUUGUUAUUUUCAACUCUCUUAUCAAGGGGUUCCUAGAUAUCGAGGACUCAGAUGGAGUUGAUGAGGCAUUGACAAUGAUGGAAGAUUUUGGGAUAAAACCAGAUGUGAUAACAUUUAGCACCAUUAUGAAUGGUUGGAGCUCAGCUGCACGUAUGGACAAAUGCCAAGAAAUCUUUGAUGACAUGGUGAAAUCUGGCAUUGAACCUGACAUCCAUGCUUUCAGUAUUCUUGCAAAAGGGUUUGUCCGUGCUGGCGAGCCUGCUAAGGCCGAGUCCCUGCUGAACUCCAUGAGCAAAUACGGGGUGAGACCGAAUGUCGUGAUUUUCACAACUAUCAUUAGUGGUUGGUGCACUGCAGGUAAAAUGGAGAAGGCAUGGAGGGCUUUUGAGCGUAUGUGUAACAUGAAUGUCUCCCCCAAUUUGAAAACUUUUGAGACCUUAAUAUGGGGCUAUGGAGAAGCAAAACAGCCAUGGAGAGCAGAAGACAUCCUUCACAUUAUGGAAGAAAAGGGUGUCGUUCCUCAAGACAGCACUCUCAAGCUCGUUUCUGAAGCUUGGCGCUCAAUCGGUAUGGAUAAAGAAGCCAUCGCCGAGCGAAUGGAGGGCAAUGAUACUCCAGCGAAGAGUUCAGAUGAUAUCCUCCAACCAGGAGUAGUAAUCAUAUCCAAUGGAAAUGGAUCUUAUUCCCAAACAAGAAGCAGGACACUCCCAAAAGGAAUAGAAGUUCCAUCUGGAAGUCCACGGAGCACCUCUACGUCGAUGCUCGUUUGUCGGGCACGUCGCUUUCGUCCACUGAUUGUAUGCAGAAACCAGAACCAUACCCAGUUUUGGAUAUGGAGGCAGCAUACCACUACACCUUGCAGAAUGAUGUACAUCCAUUAGCGACGAUGAGCAGACGACCAGCUGUUACAUGAAUCUGAUUCGAAAAAGUUGAUGAAGAGUGAUGGUGCUUGCUAUCUGAAACUAUAAAUGGCCAAGCAUUACAACUUCUUGUUCAUUUUUUCUUCGUUGGGAUCACUUUGUGUAAUUCAUAUAAAUGAUGUAAAUUCAUUGUUGAGGACCAAAACCCAAACUACAUAACCAUGUAAAUUGCUAUCCUGAUAAUAUAUCUUCCACUUCCUACAUUGUUAUUCGAA